Messenger RNA from Macrosiphum euphorbiae (potato aphid), 315 nucleotides. Lineage: Eukaryota; Metazoa; Arthropoda; Insecta; Hemiptera; Aphididae. The record is from the annotation of a GenBank genome assembly.
AUGAGCGACAUAUCAAGUUUAAUUAAGUGCCGCGGACAGCUGAAGGCGGCCGUAAAAAGAUUUUUAAAUUUUGUAACGAAAGAGAACGUAGACGUAAAUGAGAUAUACAUAAGAAAAGAGAAAAUAGAAGAAACUUGGAGCGAAUACGAGCGAAUCCAAUCUGAAAUAGAAGAGACUGAGGGCGUAGAGAGGGACGAACAAAAUAAAUAUCGAGAAGAGUUCGAAGAAAUGUUUUUUAAGGCAGUAGGAAUAGCCAAAAAAUUGACGGAACCCGUGUUCAAUGAAAAAAAAAGUGCAACCAUACCGUGGUACUGA